AUGCCCGACCUCCCGAACGAAAUUGUAUGCCACAUCGUGGAUCUCGUCGACUGCGUGCAGACUCUCUGGACGCUCCUCACUGUCUCUCGCCGAAUGAGCCUCUUCGCCAUCCCUUCCCUGUACCGAGACCUCUGCUUUGAUUCCCGCUCCGCGCCCCGCGCCGGAUUCAGGCCAUCAACACACGCGAACGCGCUGGAAAAGCUCGCUCGGACGGCCAAGUACAACAAGAACCUCCUAUUCACGACCUCGUUCUCCGUCUUCCGAUUCAUCUCUCCCCAGGCCAAGAACGAGAGCGUAGGGUCCAUACUCCCAUUCCUCCACAACUUGCGCCGCCUCAGCAUCACCAUGCCCUUCGUCGCCCCGGAGACGCUGACGCUUGUCCCACGGGGCGCGCAGCUCACGCAUCUCGUCGUGCAAGAUACCGUCUACACACAAGCCUUCGCGCACUUCCUCGAGGACCAUCCGACACUCACGAACAUCGACAUCGACGGGUAUCACAUCUCGGAGCCGCUUACUCUCCCGCUGUCGCCCACUGCACUCCCCAGACUCAGAUCCCUAUCGUGCCCACUCGGCGUCGCGCCGAAACUGGGCAGGCCUUCCGUGACCGCCCUCAAAAUCGCCAACGCCUCCAGAGAACACCACUACACCACCAUUCCGGAGGAGCUUGCGCGUGAAUUGGCAGCUGCGUUCCCCUCCUUACGCUCGGUGCACUUUGCGGAUCCCAUCCAUUUCCGGUCCGCGGCCUUCCUGAUAGGCCUCCUCCCCGAUGUAGUGUAUCUACAGCUGUACGAACCCUCUCAGCCAGGCGUCGCUCAAAACUGGCAGCUGCUCGCAACGUCGCGUCUGAUGUAUAUUCGUCUGACCAUUCCAGCCACUGGUGCGCGUGCAGACGAAGCAGCGCGAGGGGCAUUUGGCGCCAUCGAGCACCUGAAGUACCUAGACAUCGUCGACUCGGGGCAAGGCACGGCGCGGCGCUAUCAUCGCGCCUCAAAGGCCAGCCCUAUAGUUAAUAUCACCGACAUUCAAUGGCAGCCUUGUGGGGAGACGAUCGCCAAUGACAUAUACCAGGGAUUCCGCGGGUGA
This is a messenger RNA of Pleurotus ostreatus (oyster mushroom), 1083 nucleotides long. RefSeq lists its product as uncharacterized. NCBI's taxonomy places the organism in Eukaryota, Fungi, Basidiomycota, Agaricomycetes, Agaricales, Pleurotaceae. Gene Ontology annotation, molecular function: protein binding. The record is from RefSeq and is a predicted model, not a curated record. The transcript has 2 exons. The coding region runs from base 1 to 1083 and encodes 360 amino acids.